Cynoglossus semilaevis (tongue sole) is the source of this 3146-nucleotide messenger RNA. It is a transcript of the gene tmem67, whose product is annotated as transmembrane protein 67. Lineage: Eukaryota; Metazoa; Chordata; Actinopteri; Pleuronectiformes; Cynoglossidae. Gene Ontology annotation, biological process: cilium assembly. Gene Ontology annotation, cellular component: ciliary transition zone; MKS complex. The record is from RefSeq and is a predicted model, not a curated record. The transcript has 28 exons.
GGAACUCCAUUCUUUGCCAUGGCGACGGAGACGCUGCCGUCUGUUUUUAACAAACACUAUUUACCCUGUUCUCUCCUUUUGUUGUUAUUCACGAAUGUACUUUAUUGUCAGCAGUUUAUCGUCCCAUUUAAGACUCCUGCAGACUGCGGUGUUGAAGAGUUUUACGACAUUUCCAGCAUGUCGUGUGUGAGGUGCGGUUCAAAUCAGCUGCGGAGCAUAACAGGACUGACCUGAGUUUGCAGAACUGGUUACCGGACUGUCACUACUGAUAAGGCCUCCAUCACUUGUCAGCAGUGUCCCACUGACCAACCUGCGGUCACAAAGGAUGGUUUUGGGUGCAUUCGCUGUCCAGGCAGCAUCAGUGAUGACGGAAAGUGUCUGUGUCCAGCAGACACCGUUCUGGUGGAAAGGGAUGUGAAUGGUAACUUUCUGGAUGAGGCCAAGUGUGAAGCCUGUAAUGGAAACAUCCCUGCUCUCUCUGUACCAAACACCUUUGGAGACAGAUGUGAGAGAUGUCAGGCUUCCUUCAUUAACACCUCCUGUGUGUGUAGCUCUCCAAACAUCCUGGCAGGUGGAUUAUGUUUUCCUCCAGGCAUCCUCGCACCAAACGCAAACCCAAAUGUCAACUAUGCUCAGUUGAAGUUCAGUGUCCAGUCUGCCUGGUUUGUGAAAAAUCUGUACUCUUCAGCAGCAGCCUGCCUUGUCUUUUCUAACCUAACCGCCUGCCAGGCCCUGGGGAACAUGUGUGUGUUGAACAUGCACUCCUUCAGUGGUGUUUCCAACGACGCCUGUGGCCUUUUUAACGCCAUCUUUAGAUCCAAAGCUGCCAUGAGCUCAACUCACGACAUUUCCUACUGGAGAUCAAAUCUACCCUGGCUUUACUACGGAGAUGAACCUGGACUGGCAGGACGAGUUCUUCAGACUGACCCUGUUCCUGUUAGUUUCAGCUUUAGAGGAAAAAAUAAAAACACUGACAUUAAGCUGCUCACUGCUGUCUAUGAUGUCGGAGGACAGUUUGUCAGGUGGGAAGCAAUAGGACGGGGUAAUCUCCAGCUCUGCCCUGACACAGCUGUCAAAAAGUCUGCAGCUCUCAGCUUUGGAACUGCCUACAAAGAAGGCUGUGAUCUCUCAGUGGCAGACUUGUUAGAGAACCAUCCCACGCCUCUUUUCUACGAUGUGUUCAUGGACCUUGGUGGCGGAGAAAACAGGAAGCUGCUCCCUCUGCCCACGCUGGUGUAUAACCAGCAGUACAGUGGACGGUUCAUUAACCAAGAGAGCAUGAAGAACUGGUACCUGUCUCGGCGCAUGUUUGUUGUCGACACAUUGAGUGGUAGAGAGAAGAGUGUGAGCCUGUUGCCUAAAGUCAUCCGUGUGGCCACCAGCGUCAAAAUUAGGUUCCAGCUGGUUCCGAGAACGCAGCAAGGACAAGUGUUUCCUCCUCUAAUGAUCAUAACCUACUCUGAUCUCCUUAUUACUGACGUCAACAGUCAAACUGUUUCUGUAACAUUUGCAGUGGAGUAUGAGAUGGAUCAGAGUGACGCUCGCAUGAAGACAGAUACGGCCCUUGGCGUGUUGGGCGGCUUGGCCGUGCUUUACUCUCUCCUGAAGACCGUCAGUUGGAAGAGAAGGAUCGGUUCUACGCUCAUUGAUGCUGGAACGAUGUUCAAGUUUCUGUUGUUUUAUUCUGGAGACCUAGCCAACGUUUUCUUCGUAGUCACCGCAGGAACCGGGCUUUACUGGCUCAUUUUUUACAAGGCUCAGCAGUUUGUGUCAGUGUUGUUACCACUGCCGGCACAGGAGGAGCAGUUUGUGACAUACAUUGGAUGUGCGUUCAGUCUAAAGGCCAUCCAGUUUCUCCACAAGCUAGUCCUCCAGGUGUCAGUUGAUAUUUUUCUGAUCGACUGGGAGAGGCCACGAAGCAAAGCCGGCAGGACAGUGCAAGCUUCCGGUGACUCAAAGCGCGACCCUGUUCCCGUCAGCAUCUGGAGAACCUACUUUGUUGCCAAUGAAUGGAAUGAAAUCCAGACCUUCCGCAAAAUCAGCCCGACGUUUCAGAUCAUGGCUGUGCUCUUCUUUCUUGAGGUGGUGGGUUUCUCUAACCUGGCACUCAGAGACCCCUGGUCAAAUUUAAGCCGUUCCAGUCAGGCCUACGCUCCUUCAUACAGCCUGAUUCUUCGCUAUGGUCUGGCAACUUCCUUAUGGAUCUGCAUUGGACUGCUGCAGGUGAUUUUCUUCACUGUGAUUUAUGAACACUUUUUUGAGGACAAAAUCCGUCAGUUUGUCGACCUCUGCUCCAUCAGUAAUAUUUCUGUGCUGCUGUUAUCUCACCGAUGCUUUGGCUACUACAUCCACGGGCGCUCAGUCCAUGGCCAUGCAGAUACAAAUAUGGAGGAAAUGAACAACAACCUGAAAAGAGAAGCUGAGUCACUGUGUGGUCAAAGAGGGCUGCUUCCUAACACUGACAUUCAGACCUUCCAGGUGUCUCUGACCAAUCAUCUAAGGUCGCACUAUGAGAGGAUACGGGAGCCACUCAGCAGGAGGAGUGGACCGUCACGGCUGAUGGACACGUCAGUGGCCAACCCUUUCGAGCAGAACAUCAGAGCGUACCACACCAUGAACCACUUCCUUGGGUCCAUCAUUGACCACGCCCACCCUGACAUGGACUACAUAGUGAAGGACAAGCUUAUGUUUGAGAGGGUCAUAGGAAUGGAGUUUCUGGAACCCACUGAAAAAAGCAUCUUCUACAACGAUGAAGCCCACUCCUUCAGUAAUGUGCUGUUUUAUGGAAACGAGGCCACGCUGCUGAUCUUUGACACUCUGUUUUUCUGUGUUGUCGACCUUGGCUCUCAGAGUUUUGUGCUGGCAGCCGUUCUUACAUAUGUCCAGCAAAUGAUUUUUGGAUUGAUCCGUAACUUCCUUGGAAGAAAGAACCUUGUCAACAAGACCUUGGUGGAUGAGAGAUUUCUAAUAUGAAAAUAUUUCAGAUGUCAAUAUUAGUGUUGUUACUGUUUAGUGGCUUUUUUAACUUCACUUAUUUUUUGUAUUGUCUUUUUCACCCAAAGUAUUUUUUAACUUUUGUUUUAUGAUGUAAAUAUUUAAUUUUUGUAUAGAAAGAGGAUGUUUAAAUUUUGAAUAAAACAUUUUGA